AUGUCGGUUUUUAUGCACAAAUACAUCGACCGGAUCGUCAAUGUGGUAGGGGACGGUAAUUGCGGAUUCUGGGUCAUAUUGACUUUGCUUGGUAAAGGAGAGGAUGACCAUAAGCUUGUCCGUCAUGAACUUAUAGAAGAGUUGAUGAACCAUAAAGACUCGUACACGCGAGUAUUUGGAGACGAAGCUAUAUUUGAAUUGGUUCAUGAAGCUCUUGUUCCUUGGUUGGGCGUUUACGCACCAACUUCAAAAUGGAUGAGAUUCCCGAAAAUGAAACAUCUUAUUGCAUGCGCAUAUGACAUGGUAUGCAUUGACUUAACGCAUUAUGGUUUUUCGGAAACCUUUUUUUCGCUCUGCACCACACCUCCUACGAAUCCAAAUGAUCGUAUUAUGUGUCAUUUUGUGCAAGUUUACUUGAAACCGGGAUGUCCCAUACCACCUACGUCACAAGAAUGGGCUCUUCAUCAUACCGAAGCUGCCGAUACGUGGCCGAAUCGUUUUGUGGAUAUGAUGCACGAUUUUGAAAGGGAAACUUCCGUAGAUGUAUCUACGAAAGAGUCUGAUAUUGAUGGGUGUUUACCGUAG
Molecule: messenger RNA, 585 nt
Organism: Vicia villosa (hairy vetch)
Lineage: Eukaryota; Viridiplantae; Streptophyta; Magnoliopsida; Fabales; Fabaceae
Exons: 2
Coding region: 1-585 (194 amino acids)
Source: RefSeq, a predicted model, not a curated record